AUGGCGGACUACACCCAGUUUCACGCCCUGGGCCAUGGCGAGCAGUACGACCCCAACGAUCCGAAUAAAACAUCCGCUCCGGCCUCUCAGCAGUUUAUGCCUCCCGUGGCCCCGAAUCCCUACCAGCAACAACAGCCAUAUGGUGCUCCCCCUUACCAAGAAGGGCAUGCUCCCCAAAUGGGCGGUCCUUCGCCUCCGGCAUUUCACGGCGGCGCUGCUCCGCCUCAGCAGGAUGCAUUGGCUGCACAAAUGGGCGGUAUGAGCCUCGGCGCCGAUGCUCAGGGUACGAUUCGCAAGAAGAAGAAGGAUCGCCACGCCCACCACAUUGUAGAGCCAACAGGCUCAUCGCAGGCCUUUAAUGGCAUGCCAGCCGCUGGCGUUGGUGCUAGCCAGUUCCUCAACAACGCUGGGAGCCCUUCCAUUCCCGCCUUUGGCAACCAGUUCGACAGCCAAGGAGCGCCUCACUCACCAUACGGCGGCGCACCGGCUCCGACACCGCUCGGCGGCGGUCCAAUGAACCCUGCCGGUCCUAUCAACCCCAUCCCAGGAAGCGAUUUUGGCGAUGCUGCCGCUUCUGUCUCGGCAUCUGGUCAGGGCAAGGUUUCUGCCGACGACCUGCCCAGCGUACCCGCGGCUCGUGAUGCCAUCCAGCAGUACUUCCUCAGAAACAUUUAUCCAACCUUUGAGAAGCAUGUUCCGCCGCCUGCCGCAGUUUCCUUUGUCGCCCACGACCAGGGCAACUCCUCGCCAAAGUACGCUCGACUGACAAUGAACAAUGUGCCUGCUACCCCCGACGGCCUGCAGGCUACUGGUCUCCCGCUCGGUCUCCUCCUACAACCUCUAGCUCCUCUCCAGGCCGGCGAAACCGAAAUUCCCGUCCUCGAUUUCGGUGAGGCCGGACCUCCCCGUUGUCGCAGGUGCCGUGCCUACAUCAACCCCUUCAUGAUGUUCCGGUCCGGAGGCAACAAAUUCGUUUGCAACCUCUGCACAUAUCCCAACGACACUCCUCCCGAAUACUUCUGUGCCACGAGCCCUCAAGGCGUUCGCGUCGACCGUGACCAGCGACCGGAGCUUCACCGAGGAACGGUCGAAUUUGUGGUUCCCAAAGAAUACUGGACAAGAGAGCCCGUUGGGCUGCGCUUCCUUUUCCUCAUCGACGUCACACAAGAGUCUUUCAACAAGGGCUUCCUGGAAAGCUUCUGUGAUGGCAUUCAGGCCGCACUCUAUGGCGGUGAGGUUGGCGAAGACGGCGAACCCAAGAGGCGUGUACCCGAAGGAGCCAAGGUCGGCUUCGUCACAUACGACCAAGACAUUCACUUUUACAACAUCAAUCCCGGUCUCGAUCAGGCGCAGAUGCUGAUUAUGCCUGACCUCGAAGAUCCCUUCCUGCCUCUUGGCGAAGGUCUGUUUGUUGACCCCUACGAGUGCAAGUCAACUAUCACGUCGCUUCUCAACCGCCUCCCCGAAAUGUUCUCUACAGUCAAAAACCCAGAGCCAGCCAUGCUUGCAGCACUCAGCUCUGGCUUGGCCGCUCUGGAGGCUACUGGUGGCAAGAUCAUCUGCUCUUGCGCUGCCUUGCCCACUUGGGGUCCUGGCAGGCUGUUCUUGCGCGAUGAUGGCAGUCACCCUGGCGGCGAAUCGGACAAGAAGCUUUAUACUACUGAGCACCCUGGAUGGAAAAAGGUAUCCGAGAAGAUGGCUGCCAACGGUGUUGGUGUUGACUUCUUCCUGGCCGCUCCUUCUGGUGGAUACCUUGACAUUGGCACGAUUGGGCAUGUUGCCGCCACCACCGGUGGUGAAACAUUUUACUACCCCAACUUUAUUGCGCCUCGCGAUAGCCCUAGGAUGUCCACGGAAAUCGCGCAUGCCGUCACGCGUGAGACUGGUUUCCAGGCGCUGAUGAAGGUUCGAUGCUCGAACGGCCUGCAAAUUGCGGCCUACCACGGCAACUUUGUGCAGCACACUUUUGGUGCCGAUCUUGAGAUUGGCGUUAUUGAUGCUGAUAAGGCGCUUGGCGUUUCCUUCUCCUACGAUGGUAAGCUCGACGCCAAGCUCGACGCGCAUUUCCAGUCUGCUCUUCUGUACACGACUGCUUCUGGACAGCGCAGAGUGCGAUGCUCGAACAUUAUUGCUAGUGUCAGUGACACGUCCAAGGAGGCUGGUGUGCGCGAGCAAGGCAUCCGUGCGUGCAUGAAGUUUGUUGACCAAGAUGCUGUCAUUGCCCUGCUCGCCAAGGAAGCAAGCACCAAGCUGUCCACUACCUCGAGCAGCCUCAAGGAUACCCGUAACUGGUUGACGGAGCGAACCAUCGACAUCAUGUCCUGCUACCGCAAACAUUCCGCCCAGCAACACCCUCCUGGGCAGCUGGUUAUGCCAGAGCGACUAAAGGAAUUCUGCAUGUACAUGCUCGGAUUGCUCAAGUGCAGAGCGUACAAGGGCGGCAUUGAGAACACUGACCGAAGAGUGUACGAGAUGCGUCUGGUCCGAUCGAUGGGCGCUCUGGAGCUCAGCCUGUACCUAUACCCGCGCAUGAUUCCUCUACACAAUCUUCAGCCCGAGGACGGCUUUGCUGAUGCGGAGACUGGCCACCUCAAGAUGCCCCCUUGCGCGCGCGCUUCAUUUUCGCGCGUUGAACCCGGUGGUGUCUACCUUGUCGACAAUGGACAGCAGUGCCUGAUUUGGUUCCACUCUCAGACGUCGCCGAAUCUUAUCAGUGAUCUGUUUGGUGAGGGCAAAGACAAUCUGAAGAGCCUGGACGCCUACACAUCGUCUUUGCCCGUGUUGGACACCCACCUGAACGCGCAGGUCCGCAACAUUAUCGAAUUCCUCAAGACCCAGCGGGGCUCCAAAGGAAUGAACAUUCAGCUUGCCAGACAAGGCAUUGACGGAGCCGAGUUUGAGUUUGCACGUCUUCUCGUAGAGGACCGCAACAAUGAGGCUCAGAGCUACGUGGACUGGCUUGUGCACGUUCACAAGGGAGUUCAGCUCGAGUUGAGCGGACAGAGAAAACGGGAGACCGAGGGCGAUUCUGCAGCUAACAGCCUGACCAAUUUUGCCGGUCUCCGUCCGUCGUACUGGUAA
This is a messenger RNA of Akanthomyces muscarius, 3081 nucleotides long. RefSeq lists its product as uncharacterized. Lineage: Eukaryota; Fungi; Ascomycota; Sordariomycetes; Hypocreales; Cordycipitaceae. The record is from RefSeq and is a predicted model, not a curated record. Gene Ontology annotation, biological process: intracellular protein transport; endoplasmic reticulum to Golgi vesicle-mediated transport; COPII-coated vesicle cargo loading. The coding region runs from base 1 to 3081 and encodes 1026 amino acids. Gene Ontology annotation, molecular function: SNARE binding; zinc ion binding. Gene Ontology annotation, cellular component: COPII vesicle coat; endoplasmic reticulum exit site. The transcript has 3 exons.